Molecule: messenger RNA, 2059 nt
Organism: Colletotrichum destructivum
Lineage: Eukaryota; Fungi; Ascomycota; Sordariomycetes; Glomerellales; Glomerellaceae
Product: Putative bromodomain associated domain, histone-fold, transcription factor TFIID, subunit 8
Exons: 2
Coding region: 345-1292 (315 amino acids)
Biological process (GO): transcription initiation at RNA polymerase II promoter
Cellular component (GO): transcription factor TFIID complex
Molecular function (GO): protein heterodimerization activity
Source: RefSeq, a predicted model, not a curated record
AUUUUCUACUUCCUCCUCUCUACUUCCUACUACGUACCUGCCUACCUAGGUACUGGGGUGUUGAGAGCAAGGCCGCGGCACCUAACUAAUAUCCAGGGCACCUUCUCGCGCGAUAGCUUCAACUGCGAUUCACUCUCUUCCGAGCUCCUCGUCAACCUGUCGCCCGUUUCCAUCGCCGUCGCCAUCCAGACCGCCCGCUCUCCCCGUCACUGGUGCGUCCACUCUCACUUGGCAUUCACAUCGCUUCUGGGACUUCCGCCAUACAACGCGUUCCCUUUGCGAGUGCGCCUUCUGACUUCACAACACCAACGACACACACCUCUCUUUCUCCCGAGCUCCCCACGAUGUCAACGACGCCUUCACCCCCGACUUCGACAACAACCCCGCGCAAGCGUAGCUUUUCGGUUCAGGAUGGAGAGCCCAACAACAAGCGCCAGAAGACCGACGCACAAACGCCCGCAUCCGCCGCCGCCGCCGAUGAUGACGAGCCGCUACAGGCCUGCGCGACCAAGGUCACUAUUCCUUCUCUUGAUUACCAGGCCAAGAGUGGUCUCGAACGCAGUAUUGGACUGGCGCUGCAGCACGUCGGCUUUGAUGCCGCUACCCCCGAGGCCAUGGAGAGCUUCUUGGGGACUGUAGAGACCUACAUGGCCUCUUUCAUCGAAGAUCUCAAGCGCGUUUCUCUUUCCGCCCGCCGCGAGCAGCCGACACCCGCCGACUUCGAGUCUACGAUGCGACGCUUCACCCUCAAGACCAAGGCGCUCAAGCCUCAUAUCCGCCAUCCCGUGCCAAAAGCUAAACUCGAGACGGGCUACUUCAACCCGUUGAUCGAAGACCCAGACGCCUACACAACUUUGCCACUCCUCGGCGAAGAACUGAGCGGCAAGCCGGAAAAAGAAGCCAAGGCGUACAUUCCCAAAUCGUUCCCCGAUUUCCCCAGCAAGCACACCUACAAGUACACGCCCCAGGAGGACGACAGCGGGCGGGACCCACAGAAGACAAGAGAAGAAGCGGCCAAGGCAUCCAAGCAGGGAGAGGAGGCCCUCAGGGGUUUGGUACGGGCGGCAAAGGUUCGGAAGCAAAAGGAAAUCAGGUCGUUGUCGGAGCGUGAUCCAAUGACCAAAGAGCGCUACUCACUUUGGGCAGCCGCUAUGGAGGGCUUCGUCAAGCAGGAAGGCGGCGCAACAGAGCAGCUCGAGAUUGCCGAUCAUAGCAUGAUUGUCAACUCGGAUGCGCGGUAUCUGCGCAGGGAGGUACAGCGACAGAGCAAACGAGCCGCCGGUCAAGGGUAGUCGUUCGAUCACCUAGGCUGAACGCGAACCCGCGGUGCCCCGCCUGACGAGUUCAAGAGAUGAGUAAGGGAGAGAGCGAGUGAGAGAGCAAGCGACGGCCGUCAGGUCACAUUGGAAGAGACUUGUCAGGCGGGCAGGAGUGGCAAGGGAAAUGCCCAUGAUGAUGGGCAAAGGCUCUUUAUUCUUGAAAAACAGGACAUCCAUUCAGCAAGGCGUUGGGAGCUUCAAACCGCGGGUUGUGUAGGGACACUUUUUGGAGAGGACUUGCCGCUACUAUCACUUUUUUACCAUUAUGCAUUUUCGAAGCACAUCAUACAGCGGUCGCAGGGCUCAAGAAGCAGCAUGCUCAGGUUGGAUCUACGGGCAUUCCACCGAGACAGAGCCGGCCUGAGGGUACACAAUAACAGACUCAAUAUUUACAGCACCCAUACACGACUGGGAGCGAUGAGGAUGAUGUCCUUUCGUGACCUCGAAGUGAACGUAUGCGCCCUCGUCGUGAGCAUGUACGAAUACGCGACUUGGUCUCACGAUUCUCGAGUCUCGUUUCUGUGGAGCCGUUGGUGGCAGCAUUUAUGUAUUCUUGUCGCCUUUCUAACGAACGGGAAGGCAAAUAACAGGCGGCAAUCGGCUUACGAAAUUCCAUAGGGAAUGAGAAAGAGAAAGGGGGCAGCAGUAUCAUGGAUGAGAGGUGCUGACACCGUGAGUGCCUGUACGUAUUCCUAUGUCAUUCGCGGAUGCCCAGGUAAAGAGAGCAACGGAAGGGGAAG